This is a messenger RNA of Cololabis saira (Pacific saury), 5464 nucleotides long. Its product is annotated as interleukin-6 receptor subunit beta-like. The record is from RefSeq and is a predicted model, not a curated record. Gene Ontology annotation, cellular component: external side of plasma membrane; CRLF-CLCF1 complex; signaling receptor complex. Lineage: Eukaryota; Metazoa; Chordata; Actinopteri; Beloniformes; Belonidae. Gene Ontology annotation, molecular function: cytokine receptor activity; cytokine binding. The coding region runs from base 117 to 2804 and encodes 895 amino acids. Gene Ontology annotation, biological process: positive regulation of tyrosine phosphorylation of STAT protein; cytokine-mediated signaling pathway. The transcript is spliced from 16 exons.
GGGAAAUGGGCGGCGUGAGUCAGACACGGGAAAAAGAGACGACUCUCCGCCACUAAAGUGCAGGAUUUCUGGGUUUUUAGAGGAAGAUGGAGCUGGUUUAAGCCCCUAAAGCCGCCAUGGUGUUUCUGCUGCAGCUGCAGCUGUUGCUGUUGCUGUUCCUCCUGCCUGGUAGCAGAGAGUACGAGCAGCACUUGGUGACGUUUCCCAACAACCCUCCCAUCGAGAUGGGCACCAACUUCACGGCCACGUGUGCGAUCGUGGGCACGGACGAGGUCACGGCCGACGAUCUGUACUGGAAACUGUCGACGACUGUGGUCCCGCGGGAAAACUACCGUAAGAUCAACCGUACGGCCCUGGAGGUGACGGUCCUGGUGACGGAGGAGCGGCCCCAGUGGCUCCUCUGCGUCUGCAGCAAACAGUCCCGCUACGUGGACGCCAACAAGGGACGCUUCUACCACGGGAUCUACAUCAAACCGGGAUACCGCCCAGAGAAGCCGGAGAACUUGUCGUGCGUGGCGAACCAGGAAGGAGAAUUCAUCGCCCCCGUCCUGAGCUGCGAGUGGGAGUCGAACGGCCGGCAGACCAAAGACGUUCCUCUGGUCUACACGCUGUUCGUUCAGGACGUCCUCGCCAAUAAAACAUUUAACGCCUCGUCGGAUCAGAAAAGCGCCCAGGUGAAAAUGGGGCCGGCGUUCGGACACUUCAUGCCGCUGAACGUGUGGGUGGAAGCGCAUAACGACCUGGGAAGAGUCUCGUCGGAUCACCUGGAGAACAACGGGAACUUCUUUGUGAAGACUCGUCCUCCGUCCAACGUGUCUCUGAUUUCUGAGGAGAACUUUCCCACGUCUCUGCUGAUAAACUGGAGUCAUCCCAUCGCCGGAGUUUACCUGAGGUUAAUUUAUCACGUCCGGUUCUGCCCACGCGGAUCUCACGUCUGGAAUUACGUUCCCCGGGCAGACACCAGUAAAUACAUCAGCUCGUUCCGGCUCCAGAACCUCCGUCCCGACACCGUCUACUCGGUUCAGGUUCGCUGCAAACACUCGGAUCACGGUGUCGGUUACUGGAGCGACUGGAGCAACAACUCCACCCGGAGAACGCACGAGGACCGACCGUCCAGUAAACCUGAUCUGUGGAUGAACGUCAUUCAGAGCAAAACGAAUGAACGACAAGUGCAGAUUCUGUGUAAGGAUCCUGAGUUUUCCAACGGGAAGAUCCUCAGGUUUGACUUUAAGGUCCAGAAUCAGGCGGACCGAUCCGGGAACGGGACGGACUGGGAGAGUUUUCCCGUUAACGGGUCGGAGGACGAGGACGGGUCGGGGGACGACCCGAGAAACCCCGUCCUGCUCAAAACCCUCGUCCUCUCCGACAAACAGUCCAUCAAAGUUCGAGUCAUCGCCGUCAACUCCGUCGGAGCUUCGCCUGAAGCUUUUCUGGUCCUGACGGCCAAAUCUAACGAUCCGUCCCCGGUCCAGAACCUGCAGGUCCAUUCUCUCCUCGGCCGACUCUGGCUGGACUUUAAACCCAGAAACAACAACACGUUUCUGUCGUCAGAAUACGUGAUGGAAUGGACGGAUGGAGGAAACGUGGACUGGCAGAGAGAGAAGAAGAACACGCACCGCGCCGCAAUUAAAGGCGACCUCAAGCCCUUCGUUUGCUACAACGUGUCGGUUUAUCCGGUUUAUUCUGGACGGGUGGGGAAGCCGACGAGGACGGAGGCUUUUCUGGAGCAGGGAGCUCCGUCGUUGGGCCCGUCCGUCAGGCUGAAGGGAAACGCCCGUCACGACUCGGCCGAGCUGGAGUGGGAGGAGAUUCCUCUGCAGAACCGACGAGGAUUCAUCACCAACUACACCGUCUCCUACCGGGCCGGCAACCGUGAGACCAACCACGUGACGGUUCCGGCCAACACGACCUCGUACACGCUGACGGGGCUGCAUCACGACACCAGGUACGACGUUUGGAUCCGAGCCUCGACUAUCCGGGGCUUUAAGGACGGGAACAGUCACUCCUUCACCACGCUGAAGUACGGUCCUGGGAUGAUUGAGAGCAUCAUCGUGGCCGUGAGUCUGGGAUUCUUCAUGUUCUUCCUGCUCUGCCUCUACAAAAGAGACCAAAUCAGGGAAAACUUCUGGCCCCAGAUUCCUAAUCCUGGAGAGAGCACGAUCGGGAACUGGUCCCCCGACUGUUCCACAAAGGAAGAGAGUGAGAAGGAGAGCUGCGUGUCCGGCAUCAGCGUCCUGGACGUGUGCGAGUCCAAGCCCGGCCCGGAGGAGGACAAGGCCAGCCUGUCCCUGAAGAAGGACAAGUAUCUGUCGGAGGAAAACAGCUCCGGCAUCGGCGGCUCGUCCUGCAUGUCGUCGCCGCGCCAGAGCGUGUCGGACAGCGACGAGGCCGACGCGGCCGACACGUCGGCCAGCACCGUGCAGUAUUCCUCGGUGGUGGCGCCGCGCGGCUACAAGGGCCAGACGCCGGGAUCCCACGGAUCGCACGGGUCGCAGACGCAGACCGGCGUGUUCUGGCGCUCCGAGUCCACGCAGCCGCUGCUGGACUCGGAGGAGAACCCGGACAUGUCGGUUCAGGACAGCAGACUCUUCCAGCGCUCCCCCGGCUCGUCCUGCUUCACGCCCGGCGACGGCGAGGAGCAGCCGGAGUGGGAGCAGCAGGACUUGAGCUCCGUGGAGGAGAACGGGGAGACGACGGCCGUCCCCGACAGGCUGACGGACGUCCUGCCGGCGGGAGCUCCGGGAGCUCCAGGGGCUCCGGCCUCCAGCUACAUGCCCCAGCUGGGCGGCUACCGGCCCCAGUGACGACACCAACCCCACGCUUUGGUGCCUCUCGCUUUAUGUGCACUGCAAAAACUCAUAAUCUUACCAGGAAUAUUUGACUUAUUUCUAGUUGAAAUUUUGUGAAAAAAGAUUAAAUGACAAGAAAAAAGGAGGGGUAGGUAGCCGAGAAAAAGACGAAAUGUCGAGAAGAAAGUUGAGAUUUUGAGGAAAAAAAAGUCGAAAUUUUGAGAAAAAAGUCAAAAUUUUGAGAAAAAAGUCAAAAUUUGGUGAAAAAAGAUGAAAUGUCGAGGAAAAAAGUCGAAAUUUUGAGAAAAAAGUCAAAUUUUUGUGAAAAAAGAUGAAAUGUCGAGGAAAAAAGUCGAAAUUUUGAGAAAAAAGUCGAAAUUUUGAGAAAAAAGUCGAAAUUUUGAGAAAAAAGUCAAAAUUUUGUGAAAAAGAUGAAAUGUCGAGGAAAAAAGUCGAAAUUUUGAGAAAAAAGUCAAAUUUUUGUGAAAAAAGAUGAAAUGUCGAGAAAAAAGUCAAAAUGUCAAGAAGAAAGUCGAAAAAUUUCGAAAUUUUGAGAAGAAAGUCAAAAAUUUGAGAAAAAAGUUGAAAUGUCAAGAAGAAAGUCAAAAUGUUAAAUUGCAGCUAAAAUGUCUCAUUUUUGUCAAAAAAAUCUAAAAUAAAAAAAAAUUACACUUAAAACAAGACUCAUCACUGGAAAAAACAACAAUUUUCACCUGUUUCAAGUAGUUUUUCACUUAAAAUAAGUAGGAAAAUUUGCCAGUUGGACAAGAUUUAUCUUCUCAUUACAAGCAAAAAAAUCUUGUUCCACUGGCAGAUUUUUCUACUUAUUUUAAGUGAAAAUCUACUUGAAACAGGUGAAAAUUGUUGUUUAAAGUCAUGCUAGCCAAUCAGAAUCCUGGAAAAAAUAUCAACAAAUGACACGAGUAACUUUCAGUUACUUCCAAGAUGAACAAGAGUCUUUCGUUUGGAGUGACAGAGAAGUGGAGUUACUUCUCGACAUUUCAACUCAUUUCUUAAAAUUUCGACUUUUUUCUCUAAAUUUUGACUUUUGUCUCAAAAUUUCGACUUUCUUCUCGACAUUUCGACUUUUCUCAAAAUUUCGACUUUUUUCUCCAAAUUUUGACUUUUUUCUCAAAAUUUUGACUUUUUUCUCAAAAUUUCGACUUUUUUCUCAACUUUUUUCUCAAAAUUUUGACUUUUUUCUGGACAUUUCGACUUUUUUCUCGAGCUCCGGUUUUGGUGCCUUUUUCUGACGUCAUGUUGUCACUUCAAGUCUGUGGUUCCAGCCAUGAAGAGCGUUCCCUGUGUUCUUUUGCAUUUACACUGCAAAAAUUCAAAAUCUUACCAGGAAUAUUUGUCUUAUUAGAUGCCUCGUGGCUUUAUUGUUAUCCUGCGUGUUUAUUUAUUCAUUUUCCGGACAGAUUUCGGUUCGCUACUCCUAUAGAUUUCGGAGGACCCAAUCGCAUCAUAUAUCAAAACGUGCGGUUCGAUCGGGAAUAGUGGUGUUGAAAUUCCCAUUUUUCCCAAAGUUAUUCCCAGAAAAAAAAACGGCCAAAAAACCCCAUUCAAAGUGGAUGGGAGGAGGUAAAAAAAAAAAAAAGAAUUCACUUUUUUUCUGAGUCACCUAGCUUUCUCAUACCUGCACGUAAAAAUGUCAUUCAAACUUCAAAACGGAGGAAAACUACUAUUCUCUCCAAAACACUAAACAGUUUUUUCCUAAGAUGUACACUUUUCAAAAUAUGAGCACACAAGCGAGGACUGGAAAUCACUUUUUCGUCAAAUCUAGAGUGCGGGUGUCGGUUGGUAGAGUGUGAGAAACAGUUAAAAAUAACCUGAAUUUUUAUUUGUAACUCGAGCUCAUGGCCAAACCGUAAAAAGGAGACAAAUAAUUUUUGGUCAGAAUGUAGACAUAGGUGUUGGGAUUCAUAAAAUGUGACUUUGACAGGCGGGGUAUGCACAAAAUUUAAACGGGAGGGGCUAAAGCGGCGCCAAUACCUGUCUCCGUCCCCAUUGACUGUAAUGUAAUCAAACGUUUUCUUCAAAAGAAUCUCACUCUGUCUUCGCACUGAGCUUACUCACUCAUUUUAAGGAAUAUCUGAAUAAAAUUAAGAUUGUCAGAAUCUGCCGGGUUCUGUGUCUCUCACGAUGUCUUUGUUUUUCUGCUACGAGCUACGGUUUGAUCACAAAUCGGAGUGAUUUUAGACCUUAAAACAAGAGUCAUCACCAGAAAAAUAACUUAUUUGACAAUUUUUCACCUGUUUCAAGUGAAUUUUCACUUGAAAUAAGUAGAAAAAUCUGCCAGUGGAACAAGACUUAUCUUCUUAUUACAAGCAAAAAAAUCUUGUUCCACUGGCAGAUUUUUCCACUUAUUUUAAGUGAAAAUUUACUUGAAACAGGUGAAAAUUGUUUUUUCCAGUGAUGAGUCUUGUUUAACGUGUAAUGAAUUUUUUUUAAUUAGAAAUAAGACAAAUAUUCUUGUUAAGAUUUUGAGUUUUUGCAGUGCUGACAAUGUCCAUCGGAACAUACAGUUUUUGUUGCAGUUUUUUUAUAUAUAUAUGUUACAAAUCCACCCAUUUUGUGUAAAUGUAUUAUCUUCACUAUGAAUACUUAAAGCUUGGCCUUUGUAAAUAAAAUAAAAAUGUACCACCAGGUAAAUCAAUUGACUGUUUUAAUUC